AUGUCGGAGAUCCAUCGGCAGAAAGCUUCCAAGGCCACCGCGAGCGCGAGCCUCAAGCUCUUCGGCUUCCCCGUCGUCGAUUCCAACGAUGUUCAUGCUGUCGACGUCUCCGCUUCCUCCGUCGGCGGCGACCGGCGGAGGUACGAGUGCCAGUACUGCCGCCGCGACUUCGCCAACUCGCAGGCGCUGGGCGGCCACCAGAACGCCCACAAGAGGGAGCGCCAGCGGCUGAAGCGCGCCGCCCAGCUCCACCGCUCGCCGCCGGCCGUUGCUUUCUACCAACAUCGGACUGCCCCCGCCUUCGCGCCGCCGCUCCUCCUCCCACCUCCGCCUCGGCCGCCGCCGCAGCCGAGCUGGUUCUACUACCCAGUCGCCUUCGCGGCGCCGCACCAGGUGCACGCGUCGAGCCCCUGCCUCGUCCCAAGACUGCGCCUUCCCGCUGACUACUCGUGGACCGGCGACUUCCACCGCGGCGGAGCCGCGGACCGGGCCGGCGAGCGAGUUCCAGAAGCAAACGAGUUGGAUCUCCAACUCAGCCUCGCCCCCUCGAGUUCGUGA
Molecule: messenger RNA, 558 nt
Organism: Zingiber officinale
Lineage: Eukaryota; Viridiplantae; Streptophyta; Magnoliopsida; Zingiberales; Zingiberaceae
Product: zinc finger protein 6-like
Exons: 1
Coding region: 1-558 (185 amino acids)
Biological process (GO): trichome differentiation; trichome morphogenesis; gibberellic acid mediated signaling pathway
Cellular component (GO): nucleus
Molecular function (GO): DNA-binding transcription factor activity; transcription cis-regulatory region binding
Source: RefSeq, a predicted model, not a curated record